CGAGUUCUUGUUAGCUCAUACAUAUCUAAUCUAGGCGACCUCUCUCCUGCUAAAUAUGAGCCGAAGUUGGAGUUAGGAGUAACCGCUUUGCAAGUCAUUUCAAUUUAGGCGUCUUACUUGGUGCCCGUAAAUACAAAUCAUCAUACUCGUCGAGUCGGCGCGCGAAUACUUGCUUGUGUGCUGGGUUGGGCCAGCGGUUCGGUAACGUCGCCAAGCCAAGAGGAGCCCAAGUAGGGACCUUAUGAUGCAUUACUGAACAACAGAUUAUCUCCCAGGUCCCACGCAACCUUCACGCAGCCAGCUGCUACAAUGGCGGGCAGCCCUAUUCCACGUGACCCGGUCUACAUGACCUACAUCACAAAUCACAACACGCCGCUUGGGCCGGCAACCCCCGGUCGCAGCACCUCACCCUAUCGACCCGCCACUGGCCUCACACAUACCGACCUACAGCUGCAGGGUGCCAAGGGCGUGUACUCCCACUUCCACCGCCCCUUCAACGACCACUCCCGCUACCUGGCAGUGGCGUCCGAGACCGACCGAGCUGCCUAUCGUGACGCUCCCCGACUGGCGCCGCCGCCCUGGGAUGGCAGCCCGCCCGGACAGGACCGCUCCCAGCGGCCCUUCACGGCGCCUGGCAGCGGCCGCCGGUACGGCUCCCCAGGGGGCUACGCCGGUGCUGACGUGGGCGCGGCGGUGGACGUGGGGGAAGCAACCCUGCUCGACAACAUGACCACACGCACAGGCGCGCCCUGCUACACCAGCGCCUCCCUGAUCGAGGCGGAUCUGGUCACCGGCACGCCGGUGCUUGAGGAGGUGGUGGCGACGGAGCGCGGCGGCCCAGAGGACUGGCGGCUGGCACGAGUGCAGACGUACUCGGUGCCGCCCUCGCGGACCGGGUACGGAGACGGCGGCGUGCGACCCUUCCACCAGGACUACCGGCACUACAAGUACUACGGCUUUGCGGGGCACGGCGCCAAGACCAGCUGGGCUCACAAUCCCAAAUACAACCGGACAUAUGCCGACAUGUUCACAAGUAGCACCGACUCCACCUCGCCGGUGUCGUCUGUUGACUCGCCGCCCGCCCAGCCGCUCCAGCCCUACGUGGGGGGUCCCAAGCGGCCGCUCACACGGGCUGAGAAGGCGUUGGUCGGGCAGUUCAGCUGGCACAGCUACGCGGCUGAGGGUGUUCCCGCGGACCCGCACGUGGCGGAGCUACUCACGGACGUGGCCACCGGCCGGCCCCCCAGCCCCGAGACCCUGCGGCGGCUCAAGGUGACGGGCCAGGCACGGCCGCGCUCGGCGGCGGCUGGGGCUGCGGCGAAGAGCAUGACGCGAGCGGAGGUCAUUGAGCCCUUCAACGCCAAGGUGGACAUAGAGGCGCGCCAGCCGCUGCCGCCCGACACGCCCAUGUACGGCAACAACCGCGCAGCGCGGGUCACAACCUACAGGCAGAUGGCCAGCCCGUACGCGGGGGAGCUGAACCGCUCGCCCAACAUGGGCUCCCAGAGCCCCUGGCACCAGCGCUACGGGCACUACAAGUACUCGGGCUUCGCGGGCAAGGGCGCCAGCAGCAGCUGGGCGCGCAACCCCAAGUACGCCCAGAUGUACGACUGAUGGGCGCGGGUGGCGGAGGGCGGCGAUAGCGGGCAGCACGCUUGCGGUGGUUCUGUGCUGCGUGUGUCGACUGGGUAAGGGGAGCGAUGUCUGGUGAAGGACGGAAGGCAUACUGGCUGGGCAGGGCGCACAUCGCUGGUUCGCGUGUGGGCAUGUCGGCAUGGUUGGCGGGUCCGCAUCUUGGAAUGAGUCGGCCUACCCCCACUUCAAGGUAUCUUGUUUGCGGUCUUUUACAUGGACGUAUAUGCUGAUAGGGAUAUGGAGGAACCGACGCCAGGAAAGUGGCGACUUUUAGCCUGACCUUGCGUGGCUCGCGCGAGGGUCGGUCGCGCUGGAAAGGCGAAAACAAUUCAUUGCACCAGCCCCGAGGCCACUUGCCCCACACACAACAUAGAUACAUAUUAUAUAUGUAAUAUGAAAUACUCGCACAGGCAAGCAGCCGCAUGGCGCAGCCUGCUUGGACUCGGCUUGUGACCAUAGACGCAUGACUACAGCAUACUGGCUGGGCAGGGCGCACAUCGCUGGUUCGCGUGUGGGCAUGUCGGCAUGGUUGGCGGGUCCGCAUCUUGGAAUGAGUCGGCCUACCCCCACUUCAAGGUAUCUUGUUUGCGGUCUUUUACAUGGACGUAUAUGCUGAUAGGGAUAUGGAGGAACCGACGCCAGGAAAGUGGCGACUUUUAGCCUGACCUUGCGUGGCUCGCGCGAGGGUCGGUCGCGCUGGAAAGGCGAAAACAAUUCAUUGCACCAGCCCCGAGGCCACUUGCCCCACACACAACAUAGAUACAUAUUAUAUAUGUAAUAUGAAAUACUC
Chlamydomonas reinhardtii is the source of this 2425-nucleotide messenger RNA. RefSeq lists its product as uncharacterized. The record is from RefSeq and is a predicted model, not a curated record. The transcript has 12 exons. Lineage: Eukaryota; Viridiplantae; Chlorophyta; Chlorophyceae; Chlamydomonadales; Chlamydomonadaceae. The coding region runs from base 310 to 1614 and encodes 434 amino acids.